Molecule: messenger RNA, 766 nt
Organism: Telopea speciosissima
Lineage: Eukaryota; Viridiplantae; Streptophyta; Magnoliopsida; Proteales; Proteaceae
Product: potassium transporter 5-like
Exons: 1
Coding region: 1-705 (234 amino acids)
Biological process (GO): potassium ion transmembrane transport
Cellular component (GO): membrane
Molecular function (GO): potassium ion transmembrane transporter activity
Source: RefSeq, a predicted model, not a curated record
AUGACAAGGGGUAAAAUUUAUAUGUUCGAUUUAAAAAACAAAGUUUCAGUGGAGAAACUCCAAGAGAUAGCCAAAAACCCAAACAUUCAACGAGUCCCAGGUUUAGCUCUAUUCUACUCAGAGCUUAUCCAAGGAAUUUCCCCAAUCUUCACCCAUUACAUUGCCAAUGUCCCAGCUUUGCAUAAAGUGUUUGUGUUUGUUUCAAUCAAGUCAUUACCAAUAAGCAAGGUCCCGGCUAAGGAGCGCUUCUUGUUCCGACGAGUUGAGCAUGAUGAAUUAGGUAUCUUCCGAUGUAGAGUGAGGUAUGGAUACAAGGAUGUGGAAAAGGAAUGUGAACCAUUCGAGGAUACAUUAGUGAAUAGGUUGAAGGACUUUAUUAGGGAGGAUUUUCUAAAGGUAAGAUCAACCGAGAAUGGGAGAAUUAUAGAGACUAUUGCUGAAAGUGUUGAAGGGGAGGUAUCGAGAAUCGAUGUAGAUGAGGCUGCAAUGGAGAUUCAAUUGGUGGAUAAUGAAUGCAAGAAGGGCGGCAUAAUCUAUAUGUUUGGUGAGAGUGAGGUGGUGGCUUCCAAGACAUCUAGUUGGGGGAAGAAAAUGAUUAUAGACUAUGCUUAUAAUGGGUUGCAUAGGUUCUUAAGGAAACAAGAUGAAGUCUUUGCUAUUCCUCGCAAGCGUUUGUUGAAGGUGGCAAUGACUUACGAGCUAUAGUGUGUGUUGUGUUUUGGUUCCAUAUUAUCCGUUAGUGGUCUUGAUGUAACCAACGUCGACU